This is a messenger RNA of Apiotrichum porosum, 3141 nucleotides long. RefSeq names its product Hsp70 suppressor, GTPase facilitates ribosomal subunit dissociation (gene HBS1). NCBI's taxonomy places the organism in Eukaryota, Fungi, Basidiomycota, Tremellomycetes, Trichosporonales, Trichosporonaceae. Gene Ontology annotation, biological process: translation. Bases 1 to 3141 code for a protein of 1046 amino acids. The transcript is spliced from 7 exons. The record is from RefSeq and is a predicted model, not a curated record. Gene Ontology annotation, molecular function: GTPase activity; GTP binding.
AUGUCCAGGCAUCGCUACGUCAGGAAUCUUGACCUCGGUGCUGAGCUCGCCGCCGACCAAGCGUCCGACGACGAGUACUUCCAUGAUGGAGCACAUGACGAAUACGGCUCCGACGAGGAGCCCAAUGAUGGCAUGGACGACACCGAGCGUGCCCAAAUGGCCUCGGCUCUCGUCUCCGCGCGCGCUCAGCUCAAGGACAUCAAACCACCAUUGACCGACGCCGAAAUCCAGGACUCGCUCUGGCAUUACUGGUUCGAUGUUGACAAGACUGUAUCCUGGUUGCGCAAAGAGUGGGAAAAGAAGGGCGGGCCCACGCCCCCGGAGCUCGAGCCGACACCUGAGCAACAACCCCGACCACGUCUGCGCCGCCAGAGGAAGGUGGUUCCUCGUCCCGCUGUCGCCCCCACCGCUGCUCCCGAGGCUGCACCAUCGCCUUCUCCGCCUCUCACUGCACUCCAGCGCCUACAGCUCGCCAGGAAGCAGGCGGCAAGCGCCUCCAACUCGGCAGCUGCAUCGCGCGCGCCGUCAGCCGUUCAGAGCUCGUCGCCAUCUCCCACCGGCACGCCUCCUCCUUUGGCUGAUUCCCCCGCCAAGCCUGUCUCAAAGCUCGCUCUUCUGGCGCAGAAGAGGCGAGAGGCUGCUGCUGCUGCGGGAACUGGGUCAGGUGUACCCUCCCCAGGUCUACCUGCCUCUCCCAGCCCAGUGGCGACGGCUGAACCAGUGAGCGCACCGCCUUCCCCGGCUGCCGGCCCCACAUCUGCAACGGAGAUCGUCGCGCCCUCCCCUGUCAAGCCACUCUCGAAGCUCGCGCAGAAGAUGGCCGCCGCUCGCGCCGCCCGUGAAGCUGGCGUCGCCACCAAAGCCGAGUCAUCCGCGGCUGGUGCCACUGCUGCUCCUCAAGACGCUCCCGAGACGGUUGUCAUCGAACCAGUCGACGACAUGUGGUCUUUCCUCCCCUCUUCAUCCACCACAGUUCCUCACAAAGCCUCCACCUCUACCUUCUUCGACAUUCUUACAUCCCAUUCCCCCGAACUGGGUCCUCCUGAGCCACCUUCCCUCGAGAACAUGCACAUUGCAGUUCGAGGCGACCCGGCUGCCGCCGUUGGCCGCGUCCGUGAAGCCUUUGGACCGGGAACUGAAAGCCCCGACGACAUUGUACUUCGCAUGCGGGAUGGCCGCGCGGGCACUGGCGAGGUCGCUCCCAGCGAGCAAAAGGCUGUCAAGGUGGAGAAGCGCUCGGCAAAGGCGCCCGCACCGGCGGCGCCAGUGGCGAGCGAGUUCGACAAGGCGGCGGUUAGCACCAAACAGAAGAAGGACAAGGGCGAACCCAAAGUGGCAUCUGGCAAACCCAAGAAGGCCAGUGCCAGCAACGGGGGCAGCAGUAACAAGCCUCAUCGUCCGGACCCGAGUCGACCAACUUCGGAGCCGGCAUCGAAACCCACCAAAGGAUCUGGAGGAGCCGUUCCACCAAAGUCCAAGCCUGGUGCUGUCAAAGGACGCGCCCAAGUUGCAAAAGCCAACGCACCUCCUCCGACCGCGCGCUCCAAAUCCCUCCCCGCCAAGCAGCGGGUACAGGAGCACCCCGGCUCUCGGGCAUCGUCUCCUGGGUCUAGCAGCAAGCCGGGCUCUGUGUCUAGCACGCCGCGCAAGGGUCCGUCUACGCCGCUCGCGGCUACCCAGUCGGACAUGGCUGGUCUCCACUUGGGCGAUGACACUGUCGACGAAGCAGAGCUUGCGCGCGAGCGUGAAAAGUUCAAGGAGCACUUUGUGCCGAGCAUGAAGCAAGAAGAGGUUAUCGCCAAGGUCAAGGCCGACGAGGAGAAGAGCGGCAAGGCUAGUUACAGCUUGAUUGUUGUUGGCCACGUUGACGCGGGCAAGUCGACACUGAUGGGCCGCCUGCUGUACGACAUUGGCGAGAUGAGUGAGAGGGAAAAGGAGAAGAACGAGCGCGGCAGCAAGCGUGUCGGCAAGGGCUCGUUUGCGUUUGCGUGGGGUCUCGACGCGCUGGGUGACGAGCGCGACCGCGGUGUGACCAUUGACAUUGCCACAACGCACUUUGAGACGGGCCACCGCAACGUCACCUUGCUCGACGCUCCUGGUCACCGCGAUUUCAUCCCAGCCAUGAUCUCGGGCGCGGCCCAGGCCGACGUGGCGCUCAUGGUCGUCGACGGCUCGCCUGGAGAGUUUGAGGCGGGCUUUGAGCGCGGUGGCCAGACCCGCGAGCACGCUUGGCUUGUCCGUUCCCUCGGUGUUAAGGAGAUCAUUGUCGGCGUCAACAAGAUGGACAUGGUCAACUGGAGCCAGGACAGGUACGACGACAUUGUCGAUGCGCUCAAACCCUUCCUGGCGUCGGCAGGGUUCGCAGCCACAAAGACCGUGUUCCUUCCCCUCGCAGCCAUGGACGGUCUCAACGUCGCUGCUACGCAGCCGCUUCCUGAGGAGGCCAGCUGGUACCAGGGCCCCACCCUCAUCGACUCGCUCGACAAGGUUGACGUGCCCGAGCGGCCGUUCGCUGCGCCACUGCGUAUUCCGCUCUCGAACGUCUUCCGCGGCCAGACGGCCGUUGCGUCAGGUGUGGCUGUGCAGGGCCGUCUGGCGAGUGGUGUCGUCCAGGUCGGCGACAGCGUCCGUGGUUGCCCCGGCGACUGUGUCGCAAACGUCAGGACCAUCGAGGUCGACGACGACACAGCCCCCUACGCCGUCGCGGGCCAAAACGUCACCUUGUACCUCGCCAACGUGGACGCCAACCAGCUGGCCAUCGGCAGCGUGCUGUGCCCUCCCAGCCGGCCCGUCCGCCUCGUGUCCAAGUUCACCGCGCAGAUCCUCGUGUUUGACGUCUCGACCCCGAUCAUUCCCGGAACCGCCGUCGAAGUGUUCCACCACUCGGUCAACCUUCCUGCGACCUUCACCAAGCUGCUCUCCAUCUCGGAGCGCGGCCAGGUCACCAAAAAGAACCCCCGUGUCCUGCAAAAGGGCACCACCGCCACGGUGGAGAUUACGCUCCGCGCAUCGCGUGGAGGUGGUCGGCCAGCCACGAUCCCGCUCGAGACAGCACAGGAUAACAAGGAGAUGGGCCGCGUCCUCAUUCGCCGGGCAGGCGAGACCAUUGCGGCCGGCAUGGUCAUGGAUCUCAUCGAGUAA